Molecule: messenger RNA, 1277 nt
Organism: Anopheles stephensi (Asian malaria mosquito)
Lineage: Eukaryota; Metazoa; Arthropoda; Insecta; Diptera; Culicidae
Product: chymotrypsin-1-like
Exons: 1
Coding region: 108-1154 (348 amino acids)
Biological process (GO): proteolysis
Molecular function (GO): serine-type endopeptidase activity
Source: RefSeq, a predicted model, not a curated record
GCAGUUCAGUAAUGGUUUAGUAGUCCACCGAGACGAGUGGCCUUAGUAGAUUACACGACCCAGUGUGACAGUGACAGUUGCCCGCGGUACUCACACACACACACAAAAUGGAUAGAAAAGUGCGUGUGGUGAGCAUUUUGCUCGGUGUUUUUGUGCUGUUUUGUAAUGGAGAAUCACUCGGCGCUGGUAUGCUGGUCGAACGUACACAGGAUGGAGUGAUCCAGGCACAGGAAUCGAACGUAAAUUCGUUCCCGAUCGAAGACAUUGCUGGGGAAGAAGAUACCAUGAGGGUACUCGCUAAAGCGUUCAACCCGGAGUCCGUCAAUCCUUUCCUGGUUGGUGGUGGACCCGCAACAGUCGGCGCCUACCCGGCCCAGGUUGCCAUCCAGAUCGGUGCAACAACGUUCUGCGGUGGUACGAUCCUGAACCAGAACCACAUCCUAACGGCCGCCGGCUGUGUGCUGGACGCGAACAACAAUCUGAUCGCGGCCAACCAAUUUACGGUGCGGGCCGGCGUGCUGACGGUGGACCAAAACGCGCCUGCCCUUGCCGUCAAUCGAAUCUUCCCCCAUCCCCAUUACAACCCGUGGACGUUCGAAAACGACAUCGCUGUGCUGCGGUUGACGAACAACAUCGUGUUCCCGCAGGUUGCCACACCGAACAUGGCACCGGCCGAACUGAACCAUCGGAUCGUGCGGGAUGCGGAGACUUGCCAGGUGCUCGGCUGGAACUGGUUGCCCACCGCGCAGAACGUACCGCUGCAGGUGCUGAACGUGAUGUUUUCGCCACGAGCCUCCUGCAUUAGCCAGCAUCAGGGAUUGCUGCGCGACUCGAUGGUAUGCACGGAGACGACGGCCACUGCGCACGGUGUUUGUGCUGCGAACCGGGGCGGUGGGCUGUACUGCAACGAUCUGCUCACCGGUGUCAUCUCGUUCGGGUUUGGCUGCGGAACGAACAACACGUACACGGUGUACACGCAGGUCCGGUACUUCCACCACUGGAUACAGCAGCAGUUUAUUCGCACCGAUACACCCGUGGCUGGUCCGACCCCGAUGCCUGGUGUGGUUGGUGGAGGGGGAGGUGAUGCCAGCACCGUCAGCCUUUCCGUCGCUACCGUCAUCGUGGCGAUCGUAUCUGCCCUCUUCCUCAGCUAAGCCAGUUAGCAAAUCACGCCCAAAUAGAUCAGUAUCAGAGAAAGUGUGUCGAUUAUACCAAAAACCAAAACAUUGUAAAGAAAAUCAAUAAACCACAUUAAGACCUUCCAUUAAAGACACAAA